Sesamum indicum (sesame) is the source of this 3574-nucleotide messenger RNA. RefSeq lists its product as uncharacterized. Gene Ontology annotation, cellular component: nucleus. Gene Ontology annotation, molecular function: RNA polymerase II transcription regulatory region sequence-specific DNA binding; chromatin binding; histone binding. The record is from RefSeq and is a predicted model, not a curated record. NCBI's taxonomy places the organism in Eukaryota, Viridiplantae, Streptophyta, Magnoliopsida, Lamiales, Pedaliaceae. Gene Ontology annotation, biological process: positive regulation of transcription by RNA polymerase II.
UCUCUCUCUCUCACACACACAAUCUGAUUUCACUGACAUUUUUCUUCUCUACUCUCCAUAGGGUUUCUAUUAUCUCUCUUUUCUCUCCUAUCCCACCUAAAACAAAAUCCAAAUUAAACCCUAUUUUUUUCUUCUAUGCAUGCCACUGAAUUCUCCCUUUUCACGCAGAUCGGUUAACAUAAUUCUCUGUCCUUCGUCCUCUGCUGCUGUGUUCUGAGCACAGCAUCAGUGAAUUCAAAGAACUUACGAAGGGACAGUAAUGAAGCCCGAAUUGGGUGUCGAAAUCGAGUGUUCGGGUCAGUUGAAGGGGCCAGAACCAGAAUCCGGAUCCAGUGAUCCGGUGCGACCCGAUUCGACUGGUUCGGAUUGGAUGGAUAACUGCUAUGUCCCAAGGAUUAGGCCGAGUGAGGCUAAUGGUUUCGCUGUUUAUACGAGGAAUAAGAGGUUGAAGAGUCGAGGCGUGGGUAGAAUUGGGCAUUUGGAUAAACUCCAAGGUGAUGCUGGAGUUUUAGUUAAGGCAGCGGACGCUGUGAGUUCGAAUGUUGAAGUUGUAGUUACUGGUAGUGAUGCGGUGAAUGUGCGCGGAGAUGAGGGUAGUUUAGAGAAUUCGGGGUUUAGGGUAGAGGAGAGUGAGGGCGAGAUGAUGGAAGUUGAAGUUAAGGAGGACCCAAUGGCGUUGGUGGCAGUGAGAAGUGAUGGGCUUCGCAGGUUUACGCGUUCCGUGCUUAAGUCAAAGGACGAGGACUCUGAAAUGGAAAAUGAGGAGUCUGGGGAUUUAACUGAAACGGUGAUUUUGGAGGCAGAUGGAAUAGGGAAUGAAAAAUUGACGGUGUUGGGUAAUCCCAAGACAAGGAAGAUGGAGAUGAAGAUGUCCAAGAAAAUCCUUAUCAAAGGGCGGCCAACAACAGUUAGAGAGCUUUUCGAGACUGGAUUGCUGGAAGGAUAUCCGGUUUUCUACAAUGGUGGCAAGAGGGGAUUCCCACUACGUGGAACCAUAAAAGAUGCUGGAAUCCUAUGUUCUUGCAGUUUGUGCAAGGGAGCCCGGGUAGUUCCACCUUGUCAAUUUGAGAUACAUGCCUGCAAAUCGUAUAGACGUGCAUCACAGUAUAUAUGUUUAGAAAAUGGGAAAAGCCUCCUGGAUGUGGUCAAAGAAUGUCGGAAAUCGUCUGUAAAAACAUUGGAAGAAACAAUACAAAACUUCAUAGGCCCUAUGCCUGUGAAGGAAUCUGUAAUCUGCCGGAAUUGUGAGGGGUCAUUUCUUGCUACAUCAGCUGCAAAGGUGGAACUACUUUGUGAUUCUUGCAUGAUUACUCUGAAUUCAGACUUUGAUGCAGAAUGUGUAAAGUCAAGGCCUUUGGAACCGCUUUUAGGCUUACCAAUGGCUGAAAAUGGCGAAGUCCAUAGCAGUCCCCAAAAAAGAGGUCGUCGAGGCAGAAAAAAAAGGAAGCAUUCAGAGUUGACACCUCAUAUGAGAUCUCCUGGGAAAUCCUCACUGCGGGUUGCAACAAGGAAAAAGGGCCAAUGGAAGCUGGCAAAAAUUCUGUCGCACCAAGCUUCUGCCGCAAAUUCACCCGGAAGUGGUAGUACUUCCUUGCAUGGCUCACUGAAGAAGAAGAGUACUAGGAAGAUCUUAAAGAAGUUGUCAAAUGCUGCGUCACACUCCAAGUCCUUAAAAAGUGGAUCUCCAUCUGGCUCUGAGCAAUCAAAGAGUUCAUUGAAGAUAACUAAAAAAGAUCAGAGGAUGCACAAGCUGGUCUUUGAGAAUGGUGCAUUACCAGAUGGCACUGAAGUUGCAUAUUAUUCUAAUGGCAAGAAACUACGUGAUGGAUAUAAAAUGGGCUCAGGAAUAAUAUGCCACUGCUGUAGCAAGAUGGUUAGUCCAUCUCAGUUUGAAGCUCAUGCUGGUUGGGCCUCCCGCCGAAAACCCUACAUGUAUAUCUACACAUCUAAUGGAGUGUCCCUCCAUGAAUUUGCCAUCUCUCUGUUAAAAGGGCGCAAGUAUUCUUCAAAAGACAAUGAUGACCUGUGCACCAUUUGUGCUGAUGGUGGGAAACUUGUGCUAUGCGAUGGCUGUCCAAGGGCCUUUCACAAAGAGUGUGCAUCUCUGUCGAGCAUCCCUCGUGGAAAAUGGUAUUGUACCUAUUGCCAAAACAUCUUCCAGAGGGAAAAAUUCGUUAAGCGGAAUGCCAAUGCUGUUGCUGCAGGCAGAGUUUCUGGUAUUGAUCCAAUAGCACAAAUAACAGAUCGUUGUAUUCGCAUUGUCAAGAACCCAGAAGAAGCUGAAGUAAUAGCAUGUGUUAUCUGCAGAGGCUACGAUUUCAGUAAAUCUGGUUUUGGGCCACGCACUGUUAUAUUAUGUGAUCAGUGUGAGAAGGAAUAUCAUGUGGGCUGUUUGAAAAAAUGCAAGUUGGCUGAUUUAAAGGAACUUCCAAAAGGAAAAUGGUUUUGUUCCGCAGAUUGCAAGUGGAUAUAUUCUGCUCUGCAGAAUUUGCUGAAUGCUGGUGCAGAAAAGAUUCCUGAUUCUGCUUUGGACAUUAUAAAGAAGAAGCAAACAGAAAAGACUUCAGUUGCUGAUACUGAUUUUGAUGUGAGGUGGAGGCUAUUGAAUGGGAAAAUUAUGUCUCGAGAAACCAGAGUGUUGCUGUCGCAGGCUGUAGCUAUAUUUCAUGAUUGUUUUGACCCAAUUGUCGAUUCAGAAACUGGACGUGACUUCAUUCCAUCCUUGGCUUAUGGGAGAAAUAUAAGGGGUCAAGAUUUCAGUGGAAUGUAUUGUGCUAUUCUGACCGUGAACUCAAUAGUUGUAUCAGCUGGGAUCCUACGGAUUUUUGGACAAGAAAUGGCUGAACUCCCACUGGCUGCUACACGCAUCGGUAAUCAAGGCAAGGGAUACUUCCAGGUGCUAUACUCCUGCAUCGAGAAACUGCUUGCAUUUUUGAAUGUGAAAAGCUUUGUUCUCCCUGCCACGGAUGAGGCGAAGUCAAUAUGGACAGAGAAGUUUGGAUUUAAAAGGAUACCACAAGAGCAGCUCCUUAAUUACAGAAAAACCUGUUGGCAAAUGAUUACUUUCAAGGGGACAUCUAUGUUAGAAAAAGCAGUUCCAAAAUGUCGAAUUAUUAACAAUGAAGAAGGAGAUGGUGAUGUUCCGUUGCAGUGAUAUCAGAAAGCAAAGCCAUUUAAGCCGUUUCCUUAGCGGCUUGGCUUUAUGGGUUGGUGUAAAUUGGUUUUUAUUUAUAUUUCUUAUGAUUAACAUAUUUUGACAAGUUUCCAGACUGAGUGAGUAGGAGAGAAGGAAUAGGGAGAGAUUUGGCUGGUUGAGAUGGUGGUUGAAUUGUAAAAAGUUGUCAUCAGUAGUUUAUUGUUGAAGAUGGGAGGGCAUAGUCUCAUUUUUACUUUUCCCCUAUGAUAUUUGCUGCGUGUAAAUAACUCUUGGCUGGUCGGAAACGCGGCCCUCCCUAGUAACUAGUAAUGCUUCCCAACAGCAAAGCACCUUUUAUUAUCUCAGGUACAAUCCAUUGUACUCUUGUAUCUUGCUUAAGACAACAUGGAUGUCAAAUUUACGUAUGCUUCCCUCCAA